AUGAUGUUAGUAAUACUCUUGAUGAUCAUGCAGACGUUUGCAUCUAAUAUUGAUGUUUAAAUUUCUUAUAUCGAUGCUUCUUUAAUAAACAUUCAUUGGUGUAGCGAUACUGUAUUGGCACUAACUUCAAAAGGAUCUGUAUACAGAAGUGAUGAUCGAGGCCGUCAAUGGACCAAAAUGUCUGAGAUUUUUCAUCGUAAAGCACUAAUUUAGCUUGAGGAUGCUGGUGAUAGAGUUGGAAUAGUAAAUAAUUUGGUUGCAAGUCCUGUUGAUAAAUAACUCAUUCUUUUUACAGGCACCGAUUAAAUUGCAUGGAUAUCACUUGAUUGUGGUAAAACUAUCACAGCAGUUAAUGCAGGUAAGUAAUUGAGGGAAUAUUAAUUUCAUCCAAUUGAGAAAGAUUGGAUUCUUGCCUCUGCAUGGAAACAAUGUGGUUCAGAUGAACUUCUUGCUGGUAAACCUUGUGUCUCAUACAAGGAACUUUUGUUAAGUCAGGAUACAGGAAUCACAUGGCUGUCCAUAGCUACUUAUGUCAAUCAAUUUACUUGGGGUGUUAAAAACAAAGACAUGGCCAAGUAUACUCCAAAAGAACGAAUUCUAGCAUCAUUUGAUCCUCAAGGAAGAGGACAUUAAUCAAUCAGUAGUUGGAAUAUGGAUGCAAAUUUAUAUUACAGCGAUGAUUUCUUUCAAACUCGUACUUUAAGUGUACCAGCAGGUUCUAGAUUUUUAUUGACAGAAUCCUUCCUAUUUGUAGCUAAAGUCACAUCAUAAUAUACCUAAGAGGUUAGUUUAUAUGUAAGUGGUACUGAAUUAGGAUAAUAUAAAUAUGCAAUUAUCGAUGCCGAUUCAAAAUUAUUAGAACACUCUUAUAGUAUUUUGGAUACCUCAGAAAAUCAAGUUUUCAUGGUUGUUAAUCAUUUGAAGCCAUCCUCUCCUUUGGGGGUAAUUUAUAUAAGUGACUCUACUGGUACAAGGUAUUCUAGAUCUCUGGAGAAUGUGGCCAGAUUAGAAAACAGUGCAGAGUUCUAUAGAGUUCAAGGAUUAGAAGGAAUUUAUUUGGCUAAUGUUUAUGCUGAAGAUCAAGCUAAAAUAUAUUCUCAUCAAGUCUUAGAAGCUAUGGAAGAAGGAUUCUAUGCUUAAUAAAAUGGAUUUAAAGAUGAAGACUUGAAGAAAUACAAAUAAACAAGGAUUACUUUUGAUAAAGGUGGUUAAUGGGUUCCAUUGAAGCCACCCACAGUUGAUGCAGAUGGAAAACCAAUUAAUUGUAAUAAGUGUUAGUUACAUAUUCAUCUUAGUUAAGCCUUUUAUUAAUUUGCACCAAUCUAUACUUAAACCAAUUCAAUAGGAGUAAUUGUGGCUACAGGAUCUAUUGGGAAAUAUUUAAGUUACAGAUAGGAUUAAGUAAAUACGUAUUUGAGUAGAGAUGGUGGUUUAACUUGGAUUGAAAUUAAAAAGGGUUCAUAUAUUUAUGAAAUGAGUAAUCAUGGAGGGUUGAUUGUUAUGUCUAAAGAUUAAGAGACAACCAAUCAGAUAGUCUACUCUUGGAAUGGUGGAAUAGAAUGGGCUCCAUUCAAUUUUUUAGAUUAGAAGGCCGAAAUAUCAAAUAUUAUUACUGAACCUUAGAAUAAAGGAACUAGAUUUAUAGCAUAUGGUUCUAUCUAAUUAGAAUCUAAUGGUAUCAAAACUGAAUAGGGAUUGCUUGCUACUAUAGAUUUAGAUGAAUUGCAUUAGAGGAAUUGUAUUGGUUAAGAUAAACCAGGAGAAGUAGGUAGUGACUAUGAAUUAUGGACACCUUCUGGUUUAGUCAAUCCAGAAUGCUUAUUCGGUAAAAAGGUAACUUACAUGAGAAAAAGAAGAGAAGCAGCUUGUUAUAAUCCAGAUACUCUUGAGAAGAUCAUAAGUGUCACACCAUGCCAAUGUUCGUAGGAAGAUUAUGAAUGCGAUUUAGGAUUUGUGAUGAAUAAUUAAUUAUGUGUACCUAUUGAUGGUACCAUCAAUGUUGAUCCUCCUGCCGAAUGCAAUGACUAUUACACUGUUUCCAGUGGAUAUAGAAAAAUAGCAGGAGAUAUUUGUGAGGGAGGAGUCGAACAUCCCUCAAUGAGAUUCAGUUGUCCUAAUAGUAAGGGUUGGAUCUUCGAUUGGCUUGUUAUUGGAGGAAUCCUUUUUGGAUUAUUUUGGGUGUACAAUAAUUAAGAUAAAGUCAAAGAAUAUUUUACUAGGACUGAAAUGAGUCAACUUCCACAAUCUAAAUCAGAUAAAUUAAUAAAGUAAUUAUAAUAGAAAUAACCAAAGCAAUAGUAAUAACAACAAUAAUAUUAACCUAUUAAUCUUGAAUAAAAUGAUUAGUAAGAUUAGAAAUUUGAUGAGGAGUUGAUUGAGAAAGAUGAAAAUAUUUAAAUGGAUGAUGAUGGUUCUCACGAGUUGAUUUGAUUAUUAUGACUGUUAUUAAUAUUUUUAAUCCUCCAAUUAAUUUAUAUGCAUCUUCAA
This is a messenger RNA of Paramecium tetraurelia, 2487 nucleotides long. RefSeq lists its product as uncharacterized. The record is from RefSeq and is a predicted model, not a curated record. The transcript has 3 exons. Gene Ontology annotation, molecular function: protein binding. NCBI's taxonomy places the organism in Eukaryota, Ciliophora, Oligohymenophorea, Peniculida, Parameciidae. Gene Ontology annotation, cellular component: membrane; Golgi apparatus. Gene Ontology annotation, biological process: post-Golgi vesicle-mediated transport.